AGUGUAUGCUUGCACAUAAGAUAGCACUGCCUUUUAUGCUCUGGAAGACUGAAAGGCUAUUUGUGCCCAUGUAUUUUUUUUCCUGAUAUAUGUUUGGAUGGGUCUUGCUGCCGUCUCUUUUGCUGACUGAUAAUAUAAACGUAUUUUUGAAAGCUUGUGAACAGAUUGGAUUGAAAGAAGCCCAGCUUUUCCAUCCUGGGGAUCUACAGGAUUUAUCUAAUCGAGUCACUGUCAAACAAGAAGAGACUGAUAGAAGAUUGAAAAAUGUUUUGAUAACAUUGUACUGGCUGGGAAGAAAAACACAAAAUAACCCCUACUACAGUGGUCCCUAUCUUAAUUUGAAAGCAUUCGAGAAGCUUUUAGGACAAGCUCUGACUAAGGCACUUGAAGACUCCAGCUGCCUGAAAAGAAGUGGCCGGGACAGUGGCUACGGUGAUAUCUGGUGUUCUGACCGAGGAGAAUUUCCUGCUCCUCCAGGCAGCCAGAAGAGGGAAGAUUCCUUUGAAAGCUUAGACUCUUUGGGGUCCAGAUCAUUGACCAGCUGCUCCUCAGAUAUCACAUUGAGAGGAGGACGUGAAGGUUGCGAAAGUGACACAGAUUUGGAAUUUACAUUCAAAAUGCAGGAUUUUAACAAAGAUGAUAUGUCCUAUCGAAGGAUUUCAGCUAUUGAACCAAAAUCUGCUUUACCAUUCAAUCGUUUUUUACCCAACAAAAGUAGACAGCCAUCCUAUGUGCCAGCACCGUUGAGGAAGAAAAAGCCAGACAAGAAUGAGGAUAACAGAAGAAGCUGGGCAAGCCCCGUCUACACAGAGGCAGAUGGGACAUUUUCAAGUGGACGUGAAAAGAAUCCUUUAUUUCCCCAUCAAAUUAGCAGAGCAGAGUGUGAUUUUUCAUAUCCAGCUUCCUGUAAGGAGGUGUGUGGUUCYGAAAGUGGUUCAGAUACUGAGGAUGAACGAAGGUUGCCCGACGUGAUUUUGGAUGACUUAGCCAACCGCAGAUUCCAAGUGAAAAAGAGGCCCCUGAGUUUCAUUUCGAAAACCACCUCUCUCCACUCUGUUCCGCAUAUAUUUUCUCCUGAUACAUUAGCCUAUGGGCUACACACACUGACAAGUAACCAGAGGAGAAGUGGGAGCACCAAUGCAGAGAAUUGGGCAGCAGGCCGAGAACCUUCAAAGUCCUCUCAUUACUUGGAAGAGGAAGAAGAAAAACCAACACGGUUACCCAACAUUGUCAAGGAUGAUCUGUAUGUGCGAAAGCUAAGUCCAGUCAUGCCAAAUCCAGGGAAUUCUUUUGAUCAGUUUCUUCCCAAAUGUUGGAUUCCAGAAGAUGUGAACUGGAAAAGAAUAAAAAGGGAAACCUCUAAACCAUGGUAUAAAGAAUUUCAGGGAUUCAGAAGGAAUUCAGACUCUGAGGAUGAGGACUCGGGUUCAACCAUUUUUAGUAGAAUACAGAGAGAACAGUGUAGGCUAGAUGGCAACUACCAGAGAUCUUCACUCUUGCUGGAACUAGCUACUCAACAGGCCAUAAAAUCACUGGACAUGCACACAGCGAGGAAAAGCAGUGGAGUCUCAGAGGAGCCCAGUCAGUUUUUAUUACUUCAGGCCCUCCAAACAUACUCUGAUGACAUCUUGUCUUCUGAAACAAAUAUCAAAAUUGAUCCCACUUCUGGCCCAAGGCUCAUAACCCGCAGAAAGAAUCUCUCUCAUGCACCAGGCUAUAGGGGAGAUGACUUUGAGAUGCCAACUCUGGAUCCCGACUUAGAAAAUGAUGAUUUCUUUGUGAGAAAGACUGGAGCUUUCCAUGCGAAUCCAUAUGUUCUCCGAGCUUUUGAAGACUUUGGAAGGUUCUCUGAGCAAGAUGAUUCUGUGGAGCGAGAUAUAAUUUUGCAGUGUAGAGAAGGUGAACUUGUACUUCCAGAUUUAGAAAAAGAUGACAUGGUUGUUCGCCGAAUUCCAGCACAGAAGAAAGAAGUGCCUCUGUCUGGGGCCCCAGAUAGAUACCAGCCAGUCCCUUUUCCUGAACCCUGGACUCUGCCUCCAGAAAUUCAAGCAAAAUUUCUCUGUGUACUUGAAAGGACGUGCCCAUCAAAAGAAAAAAGUAGUAGCUGUAGAAUAUUAGUUCCUUCAUAUCGGCAGAAGAAAGACGACAUGUUGAUUCGGAAGAUCCAGUCUUGGAAACUGGGAACUACAGUGCCUCCCAUAAGUUUUACCCAUGGCCCCUGCAGUGAGGCUGACCUACAGAAGUGGGAGGCCAUCCGGGAGGCUAGCCGACUUAGGCACAAGAAACGACUGAUGGUUGAGAGACUCUUUCAAAAGAUUUAUGGUGAGAAUGGGAGUAAGUCCAUGAGUGACGUCAGCGCAGAGGAUGUUCAGAACUUGCGUCAAUUGCGUUAUGAGGAGAUGCAGAAAAUAAAAUCACAAUUAAAAGAACAAGAUCAGAAAUGGCAGGAUGACCUUGCAAGAUGGAAAGAUCGUCGGAAAAGUUACACUUCAGAUCUACAGAAGAAAAARGAAGAGAGGGAAGAAAUUGAAAAGCAAGCACUUGAGAAGUCUGAGAGAAGCUCCAAGACGUUUAAGGAAAUGCUGCAGGACAGGGAAUCUCGAAAUCAAAAGUCUACAAUUACAUCUAGGAGGAUGUAUUCCUCCGACGAUGUUUUGAGUGAUGAAGAGCUACCUGCUACGCUGACUCAGUCCGAAGCCAGUUACCAGAGCGAGAGAGUGGAAGAGGAGGGAACACAUCCUCCUGAGACUCCUAAAGAAGAGCCUAUAACUUUUAUGGAAAGACAGGACAGUGUAGCAUCUGAAGUUCAGUUUCCUUCUAUAAGCUCUGCAGAACACCCAGCCUCUUUGUCUUCUCAGCGUUCCCUGAGUAUGCAAAUAGAGUCAACUCGAGUUUCAUCUUCUCUCCCUAGAAGUUACCAGAAAACUGAUACAGCCAGGUUAACAUCUGUGGUCACACCGAGACCUUUUGGCACACAGUCAAGGGGAAUCUCAUCACUCCCUAGAUCCUUCACGAUGGAUGAUGGCUGGAAGUAUAAUGGAGAUGUGGAAGGUAGUAAGAGAAUCCAAAAUAAUUCAUUCAACACACCUGCCCAGAAGCCUGACAAUAGCCAGUUGGUCUCAAGCUCAUCCAGCAAGAGCGAGGCAGCUGCAGGAGAAGGUGUGGUGAGGUUGCCCUCUCCCACACAGACCUUCUCAUCUUUCUCCCAAGACCAUACUGCCACUUCUAAAGCCACAUUGUCUUCAAUGUCAGGCCCAAACUCAGUGUCUGAGUCGGGAGAAGGAAGAAAUUCACCACAAAGAGAGGUCUCCAGGUCCCAGGAUCAGUUCAGUGAUAUGAGAAUCAGCAUAAACCAGAUGCCUGGGAACAGCCUUGACUUUGGGUUUACAAUAAAAUGGGAUCUUUCCAGGAUCUUUGUGGCAUCAGUUGAGGAAGGUAGCCCAGCAGAAUUUUCUCAGCUACAGGUAGAUGAUGAGAUUAUUGCUGUUAACAACAUCAAGUUUACAUAUAAGGAUACAAAAGAGUGGGAGGAAACCAUGGCUCGUGCUAGAGAAACUGGAAACCUAGUGAUGGAUGUCAGGCGCCAUGGGAAGUCUGAUUGGGGCAAAGACCAGCCUUCCCUGCCAUUUAUACGGCAUAAAACCCUCAAUCUCACCAGUAUGGCUACCAAAAUUAUAGGUUCACCCGAAACAAAGUGGAUUGAUACAACUUCUGGAAUUUACAAUUCAGACAAGUCUUCAGAUCUAUCAGUAACAACUGAUUUCUCCGAAAGCCUUCAGAGCCCUACUUACACUGAAUCCAAAGAAAUCAAUGGAAUUCAUGAUGAAAGCAACACUAUUGAAUCAAAAGCAUCUGAACCCAUUUCUUUGAAAAACUUAAAAAGACGAUCACAAUUUUUUGAACAAGGCUCAUCAGGCUUUUCUUACAGUUCAUGGGUCUACCUCUGUGGAAGCUCUGACUCUGUGGUUCCUGAUCUUCCAGUUCCAACCCUCAGUGCCCCCAGUCGCUGGGCAUGGGAUCAAGAGGAGGAGCGAAAGCGGCAGGAGAGGUGGCAGAAGGAGCAGGACCGACUACUUCAGGAAAAAUAUCAACGUGAGCAAGAGAAACUGAGGGAAGAGUGGCAAAGGGCUAAGCAGGAGGCUGAGAGAGAGAAUUCCAAGUACUUAGAUGAGGAACUGAUGGUCCUAAACUCAAACAGCAUUUCUCUGACCACACGGGAACCCGCCAUUGCCACUUGGGAGGCCACCUGGAGUGAAGGGUCCAAGUCUUCUGACAGGGAAGGAACUCGAGCAGGAGAGGAGGAGAGGAGACAGCAGGAAGAGGAUGUUGUUCAUGAGGACCAAAGACAGAAGCUGCAGGAACAACUCAUUCUUGAGAGAGAGGGGAAACUGAAGGAGCAACAAGCUCAGGAAGAACAGGAGAAGAAACGGCGGGAGGCUGAGGCUGAGGCGCAGAAGCACUGUGCAGAAGAGCAGAAGCGCCAGGCAGAGAUAGAGAGGGAAACUUCGGUCAAAAUAUACCAGUACAGGAGGCCAGUUGAUUCUUAUGAUAUACCAAACAAAGAGGAAGAAUCUUCAGGUUUUCUUCCUAGUGACAGGAAUAAAUCCAGAUCUACUACUGAAUUAAAUGAUUACUACACAAAUAAAAAUGGAAGCAACAAAUACUUGGACCGAAUUGGGGGUACAGGCUUUUCACAGAGAAGCUCCAAGAAAGAUUCAGCCCCCUCAGAAGCAGAGCUGGAGAGACAACAGAUUCUCCAGGAAAUGAGAAAGAGAACAUCCCUUCACCAUGACAAUAGCUGGAUCCGACAGCGUAGUUCCAGCAUAAAUAAAGAGCCCAUCUGUCUGCCUGGGGUCAUGAGAAGAGGUGAGUCUCUAGAUAACCUGGACUCCUCGCGAUCUGCUUCUUGGCGACAGUCCCCUUGGCUUGGUCAGCCUGCAGGCGUCUAUGCUUCUUCCUCUGUUCAAGACUUCAGUCGCCCACCACCUCAGCUGUUGUCCACAUCCAACCGUGCCUACAUGCGGAACCCAUCCUCCAGUGUGCUGCCUCCUUCCGCUGGCCCUGGGAAGGCCACCACAGGUGGAGUCACCAACCAGACUCCUACCCCUCGCAGCCACUCCCCUUCCACUCCACAGCCACAGCCACAGCCACAGCCAGGCACUCAGCCCCGCAGCAGGUCAGUCAGUGGGAAGCGAGUGUGCUCCUACUGUAAUAACAUUCUGGGCAAAGGAGCUGCCAUGAUCAUCGAGUCCCUGGGUCUUUGUUAUCAUUUACAUUGUUUUAAGUGUGUGUCCUGUGAGUGUGACCUCGGAGGUUCUUCCUCAGGAGCCGAAGUCAGAAUCAGAAACCACCAACUGUACUGCAACGACUGCUAUCUCAGAUUCAAAUCUGGACGGCCAACCGCCAUGUGAUGUAAGUCUCCAUAUGAAAGCACUGUUGCAGAUAGAAGAAGAGGUGCUUGCUGCUGAUGUAGAUCUAUAAAUAUGUGUCUGAUGUCUUUUUUGCUCUUUUUUAAAAAAGAAUAACUCUUCUUCUUUUUUUUUUUGCCUUAUUAGAUUAUGUAGGACCAUUGUAGUCUUGGUAGACCCUAUAUUUUUGUUUGUUUAUUUAUAAGAAGGUAAUUUUGUGUGGGAAAAAGUGCAGUAUUUACUUUUUUGAAGAUAGCAUCAUAAAAGCACAAGGGAAAAAAUAAGAACUUAAAAAUAUUUUUGAGGCUGAUGAUGAUCAAGUUUUGACUAUUUAGUGGUGUUUUGAAGAGGGUAUUUUAUUGUUUUUUUUAAAAAGUUCUUAAAACAUUAUUUGAAAUAGUUAAUAUAAAUAUAUAAUUGUACUUGCUCUGUUUAUUGUAUACUAAGUUAAUGUGGAAACAYAUGAAAAUUUUCAUUUAAAUCCAUCCCUAAAUUUGCUUUCUGUAUCCUUUUUUUCCAUCUAUGUAAUAUGAUUGAAAGAAAUUUUUAGCUUAUGUAACAUUUUGUUUUGCUUGAUGAGGAGAGCUCAGUUUUCUUCACCAGAACUGUUGCUAAGCAAUUCAGUAGAAAGCUGCUUAUUUUCGCUAAUGAAAAAUAACCAUGGAUUGUAUCCUAGAAGUUUUCUUCAGAACCUAAUGAGCCUUUCUGUUCAGCUACAUUUGUAAAUAAACUUGCUGAUGCA
Urocitellus parryii (Arctic ground squirrel) is the source of this 6150-nucleotide messenger RNA. It is a transcript of the gene Lmo7, whose product is annotated as LIM domain 7. The record is from RefSeq and is a predicted model, not a curated record. Gene Ontology annotation, biological process: regulation of cell adhesion; regulation of signaling. NCBI's taxonomy places the organism in Eukaryota, Metazoa, Chordata, Mammalia, Rodentia, Sciuridae. Gene Ontology annotation, molecular function: protein binding.